This is a messenger RNA of Esox lucius (northern pike), 1598 nucleotides long. It is a transcript of the gene c1ql3b, whose product is annotated as complement component 1, q subcomponent-like 3b. Bases 207 to 974 code for a protein of 255 amino acids. The record is from RefSeq and is a predicted model, not a curated record. NCBI's taxonomy places the organism in Eukaryota, Metazoa, Chordata, Actinopteri, Esociformes, Esocidae. Gene Ontology annotation, molecular function: protein binding. The transcript is spliced from 2 exons.
UCAAUACGAUAAUAUUUCAUAAGCCUCCUAUAACGCAUACAUAUUUAUUCAUAAAAAAAUAUAUAUCUUAAUCGUUGAACUUCAUUGGCUUCGGGGAUCGUCAAUCUGCCAACAUUUCGUCCAGAAGCAGACUGGAAGACCAUCCACUCAGGAUAAGGUUGGCCGGCCGGACGCGGAUAAUAGCAACAGGUGUUUUUGGAGUGGUCAUGGUGUUAACGUUAGUUAUCCUGAUUCCAGUGCUGGUCAACUCCGCCAGGACAUCCGGGCGCUACGAGAUGCUCGGAUCCUGUCAGAUGGUGUGUGACCCUCACGAGACCAGAUCUACCGCCACUGACAAAACAAAUACAAUCACAGACUCUCGCUUGGUUCAGUCUCUACCAACCUUCAUCCAAGGUCCCAAAGGAGAGCCAGGACGCACGGGAAAAAUUGGCCCUAGAGGUCCUCUUGGUGAGCCAGGACCACCCGGACCUGUAGGACCGCCUGGGAAAAGAGGAGAGCCCGGACCUCCAGGGCCACCGGGAAUGCCCGGAACAAACGGAGCAACAAGUGCCAUAAGCGCAGCUACAUAUAACACCGUUCCAAAGAUAGCUUUCUACGCCGGGUUGAAAAAACAGCACGAGGGGUACGAGGUGCUUAAAUUUGACGACGUGGUCACAAAUCUUGGCAAUCACUAUGACCCUACGACUGGAAAAUUCACCUGUUCGAUACCGGGAAUCUACUUCUUCAUCUAUCAUGUGCUGAUGCGAGGUGGAGACGGCACCAGUAUGUGGGCUGAUCUUUGUAAAAACAACCAGGUGCGCGCCAGCGCUAUCGCCCAAGACGCGGAUCAGAACUACGACUACGCUAGCAACAGCGUCGUACUGCAUCUUGAGCCUGGCGACGAUAUCUACAUCAAGCUGGACGGGGGCAAGGCGCACGGGGGAAACAACAACAAGUACAGCACCUUCUCUGGUUUUAUAAUCUACGCUGAUUAGCAGGACACCAUUUAUUCAACAAUAUGUGACUACAACUUUUCUCGUUUGGAUUGAUUAAACCGCCAUCGUUUCGAAGAGACCGAGGGAUCUUGACGCAGAAGUUAACAUCACUUCGUUACGUGCGCAACACCAAUUUGUGAUCUUUGAACUUACGGAAGGAGAUUGUUUUAUUGUGCAUUAAGAUAGUAUUAUGUACGGCGGGUAAAAUUGAAAUUGUGUUCUUGCUUCAUUUGCAGUUUGUUUUUGCAACUGGGUUUAUUUAGUAAUGUUGUAAGUGUAUUGUCUUGUGAUCCCAGUUUACGUACUCAAUGGAAAUAUUAAGAUAAUUGUUUAGGAAAGAGGCAGCAAAGACUAAUUUGAAACAGGUGCAAAGACUAAUUUGACCUACAAUCAGUACUCCAUAUUUAAAUGAUACUUUACAAAAAUAAAUCAUAACUAUUUGAAAAGGAAAGUGAAGAUUUUUUUUUUUUUUGUUAGGUGUUAUUUUGUCCAAGGUCAACAUAACACUACAUUGGGAAAAUUAUAAUCAUGUCUUUUUUUAAAGCGCCGUUUUAAAAAAGAAACACCUGUGUUUUCAGGCUGUUUGUGUAAGAUUUAACUUCAUAGCAGCAUUUAUUUGCUACU